UUUCCAUGGGACCAUGCUGCAGCCCACAUACACCACUCAGGGUGGGCGAGGCCCUGAGGGACAACAGCAAACGAGCCGUGCCCGACCGCACUGAGCGAUCGGCACGGUUUCCAUCUGCGAAAGAGAGGUGGGUGUGUCUGGGCGCUCCGCGAGGCCAGGCAACAGAGACCCACCUCUGGGUGGCCCCUCACAGGCACACAGGGACCAAGGGGACCCUGCUACACCUGGACAAGGGCCAGUCAGGGGCACGGCAGAUGCACAGUGCCACAGUCCUCCACACGAGGAGCAAGAAAACGAGGCCCUCAACACAGGAGGGCGCCCGACAAAAAACCCACCAGAGUUAGGCGGGAAGAAUGCCACCAGCAGGAUCCUGCAAGUGGAAGCAGCGCAGACCGCCAUCCCUCGACAGAACAAGAGGACAAGCGGAAACCAGCCAGAACGCUGGGCUGCGAGUAUGUUGGGGCCUCCAACAAGGACAAUGGGCGGAUUGUCCUCAUACACCCGAGCAGUUGGCACCUCCACGCGAGACGCACGCGUGCACACACACGAACAAGCGGAAGGCCAGGCGUUGGGGCCAAGGACAAUCCUGGCCACAGCAAACGCCAUUGGAGCGACAGUCGGAAUUAAAUUACUCCCGUGCUCCACUGAAGGACAACCUGGAGGAGGAGGAGGAGGAGGAGGAGGAGGAGGAGGAGGAUAAGGAAGGAGGAAAGGGAGGGAAGCAGGAUCGGGAGGAGCAUGAGGAGAGCUACUUGGCCUCAACGGCCCCACCACUGAUUAGCAACACCAGCAGUGUGGGACCUGCUGGCGAGGGCUGCGGGCGCAAAAAAAAUGCACGCCUCGCGGGCUGCCCUAGGCAACUCAUUCGUCGCUCGGCAGUGGGCCGUUCACCGGCCAUUCUCCACUGUCAGGACACGCGACUAGCAUAAAAACGAAGAAUAAUCAGAAGAAGAAGACGAAUAAUAAUAAUAAUAAUAAUAA
This is a messenger RNA of Prorocentrum cordatum, 981 nucleotides long. The record is from the annotation of a GenBank genome assembly. NCBI's taxonomy places the organism in Eukaryota, Dinophyceae, Prorocentrales, Prorocentraceae.